Messenger RNA from Periconia digitata, 1444 nucleotides. NCBI's taxonomy places the organism in Eukaryota, Fungi, Ascomycota, Dothideomycetes, Pleosporales, Periconiaceae. The record is from the annotation of a GenBank genome assembly.
UCUAAAAAUACUCAAGCAUAUUACUACUAUACGAGACCGAUGACAAAAACAUAAUUGCACAUUUCGCCGGAACGGCGCGGUUACUUCAUGACGAUGACAUAUAGAACAACGGAUUUUGGUCCGAGCCAGAAUUGCACAGAAAGGUCUUUUCACGUAGAUAGAGAGCAAAAUAUAAUAUCACUCCCAUCUUAUACCGACUUGUAUAUAGCUACCAGUCGCCACUUACCAUCGUCCAAAUCAGUGCUGUUAUCCCACACAAUAGCUCUGAGAACAGCCCACCCAAACUAUGGCACAAAUCUUUUUGAUAAUCGGCGCAGGAAUGGCGGGUCUUCCGAUCGCUCACUACGUCCUAAAACACUACGCCGAUCAGUACGACCUGAAAGUCAUCAUUGUCUCCAAGUCUACAGAAUUCUAUUGGAACAUAGCUUCCCCACGGGCGGUCAUCACAGGCCAACUCGCAGACGACAAAACAUUCCAUUCCAUCCCUGCUGCAUUCGCUCAGUACCCGCCCAGACGAUUCGAAUUCAUCCACGGAACGGUAGAGACAUGGGAUCCAGACCAAAACUCUGUCCUCGUGAAGCAGAACAGCGGCAGUGAAAGAAAGAUUGAAUACCGCACCAUCGUGGUUGCUACCGGUAGUACCUACGCGCAAGGCAUGCCUUGGAAGCUUGUUGGGUCGUCUGAGGACACAAGGACGGCGCUAGCGCACUUGCGGGAUAAAAUCGAAAAGGCGUCGUCAAUCGUCGUCGGCGGCGGAGGACCUACUGGAGUUGAAGUUGCAGGGGAACUGGCCUAUGAAUAUGCUAGGGCUGGAAGAAAGAAAGUUUUGCUGGUCAUGAGCGAUGCUUUGCCGUUGCCACCACGGGUGAUGGAUGCAACGCGACAAGCGGCUAGGAGAGAGUUGGAAAAGCUCGGCGUGAACAUAAUUGCAAAUGCUAAAGUCGCUGAGGUUGAUUCUGGGGCAGGUAACGCUAGGCGUUUGGCUAUAAAUAAGAGCGAUGGGUCGCAGACCACUUUGGAAGCUGACUUGUUCCUACCCACUUGGGGCGUCGAGUACAACACCGCUUUCGCACCAUCAUCUAUGUUGGAAGAAGAUGGACGUCUCAAGGUUACGGAGCAACUGCGGGCACCGGGUUACCAGAAUGCAUUCUUGGUCGGAGAUGCAGCUAGUCUCGACUCUUAUGCGGCCAGUGUAAGGGAAGCACAAGUUCGAUUCUUGGUGGCUGCGAUUGGAAACCACCUUGCCGCGGAGACCAUCCCGCAGUACAAGCAAGAUGGGAGAACCGUUAUGACUGUGACAGUUGGGCGCGAUCGUGGAGUCGGACAGAUCAAAAGCUGGAACGCGUGGAGCUUUUUCAUCUGGUUUUUCAAGGGCCGUCACAUGUGCACAAACAUCGCUGGCGACUAUGCUGCUGGGAAGACACUUAUCCUCGGAAAAAUCUGA